Messenger RNA from Ichthyophthirius multifiliis, 2190 nucleotides. RefSeq names its product kinesin motor domain protein. Lineage: Eukaryota; Ciliophora; Oligohymenophorea; Hymenostomatida. The transcript is spliced from 3 exons. Gene Ontology annotation, molecular function: microtubule motor activity; ATP binding; microtubule binding. The record is from RefSeq and is a predicted model, not a curated record. Gene Ontology annotation, biological process: microtubule-based movement.
AUGUCAAAAAGUUAAGAAUGCGUUAAAGUCGUAGUACGUUGUCGUCCAUUAAGUAAAAAAGAACUUGAUGAAGAUCGUAAACAGAUAGUAUUUGUAAAUCAAAACCGAGGAGAAAUGCAAGUAAUCAACCCUAAAGGAGAUCCAUCAGAGCCUCAAAAAACUUUUACAUUUGAUAAUACAUUUGAACCCGAUGUAAAAUAAGAAUUAGUAUAUAUGAGAACUGCCUAUCCUAUAGUAGAAAGUGUUUUGGAAGGUUAUAACGGCACAAUAUUUGCUUAUGGAUAAACAGGUACAGGUAAAACACAUACAAUGGAAGGAAAAGAUAACCCUAAAGAUUAAAGAGGUAUAAUUCCUCGUACAUUUGAGCAUAUAUUCAAGGUAAUAAAAGGUACUCCUAAUGUCUAAUUUUUAGUCAGAGUUAGUUAUUUGGAACUAUAUAAUGAAGAAAUACGUGAUUUACUACAAAAGAAUAUUAAAAAACUCGAACUGAGGGAAAAACCAGGUAGUGGAAUUUACGUAAAGGAUCUUUCCACAUUUAUGAUUUAAGAUCCAUAAGAAAUGAAUGAAAAAUUAAUGUAAGGAGGAGAGAAUAGAUCAGUAGGGGCAACAUAAAUGAACCAAGAUUCAUCUAGAUCUCAUUCUAUUUUUUCUAUUACUGUUGAAAGAUGUGACUAAACUGAUAGUGGAGAAAGCCAUAUUAGAGUAGGUAAGCUUAAUUUGGUAGAUCUUGCAGGUUCAGAAAGGUAGAAUAAAACUUAAGCAACUGGAAGUAGAUUGAAAGAAGCUAUUAAUAUUAAUUAAAGUUUAACUACUUUAGGUAAUGUCAUUUCUUCUCUUAUUGAUCCUAAAUCUACUCAUAUUCCUUAUAGAGAUUCUAAACUAACUAGACUCUUGUAAGAUUCGCUUGGUGGUAAUACUAAAACUGUUAUGGUUGCUAAUGUUGGCCCUGCUGAUUAUAAUUAUGAUGAAACAAUAAGUACUUUAAGAUAUGCUCAUAGAGCUAAAUCGAUUUAAAAUAAACCAAAAAUUAAUGAGGAUCCUAAGGAUGCAAUGAUUAGAUAAUUUUAAGAUGAAAUAAAUAGACUUAAAUAAUAAUUAGCUUAAUCUGUUGAUAGUAAUACUUAAAUUGAAGCAGAAAUUAUUCAAGUAGAAAAAGUUAUACAUGUAAAUGAUGAUGAAACAAUUUAAAGUAUUUAAGAUAAGUUAAAUUAAGAUAAAUAAGAAUUCGAGAAAAAAAUAAAAGAUGAAAUAAAAAAUAUAGAAGAAGAUAAGAAACUAUAAGAACACUAAAAAAUGAAAUUAAUUUAAUAGUUGAAGGAAAAAGAAGAAAAAGAAUAACAUAUUCAAGAAGAAAGAGAGAAAUUAUUAAAGAAAAUACAAAAAAUGGAAGAAAAAGUUAUAUAAGGAGACUAAAUAAUGUAAUAAGCCCUAGAAAAGGAAAGAGAGUUAAUCCGUGCAUAAUAAAAAAUAUAAGAAACGAGAAAUGAAUAGCAAAAAAUGGCUUAAGAAAUUCGAAAAAAUGAAGAAAUGGCAAUGGAAAUGGAUCGCAGGUAUAAAAAUAGUAAAGAAGAAGUAGAUGAUAAAACUAAAAGAAUAAAAGAUUUAAUUAUAAGGUUAAAACAAAUAGAAAGUGAAAAUGGGGAGUUAGAAGAAUUCUAUGCUUAAGAAAUAGAAGAAUUAUAAGUAAGGCAUAGGGCUUUAUAGAAAGAACUAAAAUUGAAAAAUCUUAUUUUGUAGUAUUUUAUACCUGAAAAAGAAAUUAAAAGAUUAUAAACCAAAGCUAUGUUUAGAUAAGAUUUAGAUAAUUGGACUUUUCCUAAUUUUGAAUUAUCUGGAAACAUGUUAAAAAUUAAAUAACAAGCCUAAGAUAAUGAAUAUGAAUAACAGGAUGUUAAAGAAAUUCUUGAAUUAGAAAAAGAAGGACAUCCUAAUAUGUUUUACAUGUAUACUGAUGAUGGAAUUGUUAGAGUAGAAGAAGUUGAACAAAGAGAAGGCAAAAAAAUGUAGAAAAAAAGUACCAAAAAAAGACCAACCUCUAAAAUGUAAAGCACCUCUAAAAGACCCCAAAGUGGAAAGAAAAAUACUACUUUGGCUAAUGAAGAAGAAAACUUUCCAAAAGCUAAGGGCCUAGUUUAAAAAAAGUGAAUAUGCUUAUUUUUUGUUGUUUUAUCUUUUUUUAUAUAAGUCAAU